AUGGCAGUAGACGGGCGUAAAAUAAGACAAUCUUUGUAUCAAGAUUCGGACAUAGAACAUGAUUUUCCGUGUUCCCCUUGUUCUAAAGAAGGGAAAAAUGUAGCUGCUAUCAAACAUUGUGUGGAAUGUGAUGAAAAUCUUUGUCAAAAAUGUUUGGGUGAUCACAAUAAGUUUUCAGUAAUGAAAGGACAUCAGUUACUUGACACGGUGAAACAACCGAGCAGGAAAAAGCAAGAAUUACCAAGACAAAGAUGUGAAAAACAUGGAGGAAAAUUGAUAGAUGUAUAUUGCGCUGGUCAUGAUAAGGUUGGCUGCUCAACGUGUAUGACCGUUGAACACAG
Molecule: messenger RNA, 341 nt
Organism: Ruditapes philippinarum (Manila clam)
Lineage: Eukaryota; Metazoa; Mollusca; Bivalvia; Venerida; Veneridae
Product: transcription intermediary factor 1-beta-like
Exons: 1
Biological process (GO): positive regulation of DNA-templated transcription
Cellular component (GO): chromatin; nucleoplasm
Molecular function (GO): zinc ion binding; ubiquitin-protein transferase activity
Source: RefSeq, a predicted model, not a curated record